AUGGCCGCCAAGCUCGCUCUCAAGCUUUCCAACCGGUCGCCGAGGCAGCCCAUCAAGAAGCUCCCGGCUUCCAUUGAGCUCCCCGCCGAUGCCACGGUGGAGGACGCGAAGCAGGCCGUUGCCCGCCAGUCCGGUAUCGACGACUUCAACCGCAUUGGUCUCUUCGACCCCGAGACCAAGAAGAUUCUCAAGAACCGCAAGGCUCUUGUCCGCGAUGAGGCCGGUGUUGUCAAGGCCGGCGAGCUCGUCGUCAAGGACCUUGGCCCCCAGAUCGCCUGGCGCACCGUCUUCGUGAUCGAGUACUUCGGCCCCAUCCUCUUCCACGUCCUCGUCCCUCUGCUCCGCCCCUACAUCUACAGCUUCGGCUCGUGGGCCUACAAGAACGAGACCGAGACGCCCAUGUCCAAGGUCCAGUGGCUCCUGUUCGCCCUCUUCAACCUCCACUUCCUCAAGCGCGAGUACGAGACCUUGUUCGUCCACAAGUUCUCGGCCAACACCAUGCCCGCCUUCAACAUCUUCCGCAACUCUGCCUUCUACUGGCUCCUCGCCGGCCUCAUGUGCUCCCUCGACAUCUACCGCCCCGGUUCUUCCUCCGACCGCAACGAGCUUGUUCUUCUUGACUACUUCGGCAUUGGCCUCUUCGCCGUCUGCGAGGUCUGCAACUGGAUCGUCCACCAGCAUUUGGCCAGCCUCCGCAAGCCCGGCGGCACUGAGCGUGGUAUCCCCAACACCAUUGGUAGCAACCUGGUUACCAGCCCCAACUACAUGUUCGAGGUCCUUGCUUGGGUUGGUGUCAUCUUGAUCAGCCGCAGCUUUGCUGUUGUCAUCUUCAUUGCUACCGGUACUUUCUACAUGCGCAGCUGGUCCCGCGGCAAGGAGAGGGCUCUUCGCAAGGAGUUCGGUGACCGCUACAAGGCCAAGCGCUACACCAUGCUUCCCGGUCUUAUCUAA
Molecule: messenger RNA, 951 nt
Organism: Neurospora tetraspora
Lineage: Eukaryota; Fungi; Ascomycota; Sordariomycetes; Sordariales; Sordariaceae
Product: 3-oxo-5-alpha-steroid 4-dehydrogenase-domain-containing protein
Exons: 2
Coding region: 1-951 (316 amino acids)
Biological process (GO): very long-chain fatty acid biosynthetic process
Molecular function (GO): oxidoreductase activity, acting on the CH-CH group of donors
Source: RefSeq, a predicted model, not a curated record